AUUCUCUUCGUAAGAAGAUUUCUGAGACAACUGUGAAUUUCGAAAAAGAGAAAGAAAAAUAAAAAGAAAAAAGAAGAGAAAAUGAGAGAAAGAGAAAAGUAAGAAACGAGCGUGGGAAAGAGAAUGGUAGGAGUGAAUGGUCCUCAGCUUUUCCUGUCGCCAGUUUGCAAGGCAGCUCCUUACCCACUUGAUCUCAUCGCCACCGCCGCCGCCGGCCACCUUCUCCGCCACUGCUCCAACCACCAUCUCCGCCUUGACGCCCUUCUUCACUCCUGUUUCAAGAAACUCACUUCUCUUGAUCAACUGUUUAAAUUGAAGGAUAAAUGGUGCCAAAGUUCCCUUAAACUCAAAGGACUAAAUUUUCUUCAACUUUCAAACAAUGAUUUGAAUUCCACAUGUUCAACUAGUUUCUCUUUCUUUAAUGGGGGAGGACAUGGAGUACACUUUGGAAAUGGUGGGAUGUCUAACUCCAAGAUGUCUGGAAACAAUCCAUUUAAUGGAAGGAAAUGGACAAACAUUCUCCUUGCUGCUAAUGUCUUAUUUUAUAUUGUACAACUUGCAACCCAAGGCAAGCUUUUGUUAUGGGGAGCGAAGAUAAACAGUCUGAUUGACAAAGGACAAUUUUGGAGACUCGCCACAUCUUCCUUUCUGCAUGCAAACGUUGGACAUCUCCUGAUCAAUUGUUAUUCGUUAAACUCAGUUGGUCCUACCGUGGAGAUCUUCAGUGGUCCUAAAAGAUUUCUUGCAGUAUACUUUGCCUCUGCAAUUGCAAGUUCAGCUAUGAGUUAUUGGUUCUGCAGAAUGCCUGCAGUAGGUGCAUCCGGGGCAAUUUUUGGACUAGUUGGGUCAGUUGCAGUGUUUGUCUUGAGGCACAAGGACAUCGUAGGAGGUGGUAAAGAAGAUUUGCUGCACAUAGCACAUGUAAUUGCACUCAAUAUGCUCAUUGGGAUAUUAUCCAAGGGCAUUGACAAUUGGGGACAUUUAGGAGGGUUAAUUGGUGGAGUUGCUGCAUCAUGGCUUAUUGGACCUGCAUGGAAACAUGAAUCUACAUCAUGGGAUGGAAGAAGGCUCUUCACUGAUAGUGCUCCAUUGUAUAAACUCUUCAAGAAUAAGAGAGUACCUAAGCAAUGGAAAUAAGAUCAUUUCAAUGUUGGUGCUUAGAAUGAGAACCUAUAAUUAAAAGAACAAAUUGUCAAUUUCUGGUUAUUUGUAAUGAUUGAUUGUAUUUUACAUAUUUCCUUUAAAUUAUUUUUUUUCAUGCUUUUA
Molecule: messenger RNA, 1266 nt
Organism: Arachis duranensis
Lineage: Eukaryota; Viridiplantae; Streptophyta; Magnoliopsida; Fabales; Fabaceae
Product: RHOMBOID-like protein 10, chloroplastic
Exons: 9
Coding region: 124-1137 (337 amino acids)
Cellular component (GO): chloroplast membrane
Molecular function (GO): serine-type endopeptidase activity
Source: RefSeq, a predicted model, not a curated record